CCUGAACAGGCUGGGUCCUCUGCCCCGCGGAAAGUUUUCUGUGCUGCGAGGAAGCUAGACAUUCGGAGACUCCGAGAAAGCAGCUCCGGAGGCUGCAGGGGUCUGGGCGGCCAUGGAGGAGCCCCCUUUGCGAGAGGAGGAAGAGGAGGAGGGGGACGAGGCUGGGCCCGAGGGGGCCCUGGGCAAGAGCCCCUUCCAGCUGACCGCCGAGGACGUGUAUGACAUCUCCUACGUGAUGGGCCGCGAGCUGAUGGCCCUGGGCAGCGACCCCCGGGUGACACAGCUGCAGUUCAAGAUCGUCCGCGUCCUGGAGAUGCUGGAGACGCUGGUGAAUGAGGGCAGCCUGACGGUGGAGGAGCUAAGAAUGGAGCGGGACAACCUCCGGAAGGAGGUGGAGGGGCUGCGGAGAGAGGGCUCGGCGGCCGGCAGGGAGGUGAACCUGGGACCAGACAAAAUGGUGGUUGACCUGACAGAUCCCAACCGACCACGCUUUACUCUACAGGAGCUGAGAGACGUGCUGCAGGAGCGCAACAAACUCAAGUCGCAGCUGCUGGUGGUGCAGGAAGAGCUGCAGUGCUAUAAGAGUGGCCUGAUCCCAGCAAGAGAAGGCCCAGGAGGAAGAAGAGAAAAAGAUGCUCUGGUUACCAGGGCCAGCAAUGCCAGCAGUAACAAGGAGGAGAAGACAAUCAUAAGGAAGCUGGGGCACGGGUUCGAGCCCUGGGAAGAUCCCACAUGCCGCGGAUCAAUUAAGCCCGUGCGCCACAACUACUGAAGCCCGUGCGCCCUAGAGCCCGUGCUCUGCAACAAGAGAAGCCACCGCAAUGAGAAGCCUGUGCAUCGCAACGAAGAGUAGGCCCCGCUCACCGCAACUAGAGGAAGCCCGUGCGCAGCAAUGAAGACCCAACGCAGCCAAAAAUAAAUAUAAUUAAUUAAUUAAUUUUAAAAAAAGACUCGGGGCUUCCCUGGUGGCGCAGUGGUUGAGAAUCUGCCUGCCAAUGCAGGGGACACGGGUUCGAGCCCUGGUCUGGGAAGAUCCCACAUGCCGCGGAGCAACUAGGCCCGUGCGCCACAACUACUGAGCCUGCGCGUCUGGAGCCUGUGCUCCGCAACAAGAGAGGCCGCGAUAGUGAGAGGCCCGCGCACCGUGAUGAAGAGUGGCCCCCGCUUGCCACAACUAGAGAAAGCCCUCGCACAGAAACGAAGACCCAACACAGCCAUAAAUAAAU
Molecule: messenger RNA, 1226 nt
Organism: Eubalaena glacialis (North Atlantic right whale)
Lineage: Eukaryota; Metazoa; Chordata; Mammalia; Artiodactyla; Balaenidae
Gene: RILPL2
Product: Rab interacting lysosomal protein like 2
Exons: 4
Coding region: 113-772 (219 amino acids)
Biological process (GO): cilium assembly
Cellular component (GO): cytoplasm; ciliary basal body
Molecular function (GO): protein dimerization activity
Source: RefSeq, a predicted model, not a curated record